This is a messenger RNA of Protopterus annectens (West African lungfish), 8829 nucleotides long. RefSeq names its product ubiquitin protein ligase E3 component n-recognin 5 (gene UBR5). Bases 152 to 8422 code for a protein of 2756 amino acids. The record is from RefSeq and is a predicted model, not a curated record. Lineage: Eukaryota; Metazoa; Chordata; Ceratodontiformes; Protopteridae. Gene Ontology annotation, molecular function: RNA binding; zinc ion binding; ubiquitin-protein transferase activity. Gene Ontology annotation, cellular component: nucleus. The transcript has 61 exons. Gene Ontology annotation, biological process: regulation of double-strand break repair; protein polyubiquitination; DNA damage response.
AAAAAAAAAAAAAAAAAAAAGAAAAAUGGCGUCAUGCCGAGUGCAGUCAAGCUAAGCGCUCCUGUUAUUAAACUUAGUUAUGUUUUGUGUUUUUUAAGAAAUAGUUAUUAUCUUAUGCACUUUGUUUUUAUUUAUUUCUUGAACUAUAAUCAUGACGUCUAUUCAUUUUGUGGUCCAUCCACUACCCGGAACAGAGGAUCAGCUAAAUGACAGGUUAAGAGAAGUUUCAGAGAAGCUCAACAAGUAUAACUUAAACUUUAGCCAUCCUCCCUUACCUCUGCUUUGGGAUUCUACCCAAAAGGCAUGCAUGGUCGGUCCAAGGCACACAGCUUUUCUUUUAGUAGAUGGCCGGAUCUGCAGAAUCUAUUUUUCAGUACAGCAUGACAGACUGGAAUUGGGUAAACCUGACAAUGAUGGAAGCAGAUGGAGUUCUGGAGUUAGCGGAAGUGGGGGAGGGUCAUCAGGGAGAUCUACAGGAACCAGAGACUCUCGAAGGCAAGCUAGAGUCAUUCGAACUGGACGUGAUAGAGGUUCUGGGCUGUUGGGUAGUCAGCCUCAACCUGUAAUUCCUGCAUCUGUUAUUCCAGAGGAGCUAAUUUCUCAGGCUCAGGUCGUUUUGCAAGGAAAAUCCAGAAGUGUUAUUAUUCGAGAGUUGCAGAGAACAAAUCUUGAUGUCAAUCUUGCUGUAAACAACUUGCUUAGUCGUGACGAUGAGGAUGGAGAUGAUGGUGAUGAUACUGCGAGUGAAUCAUAUUUGCCUGGAGAGGAUCUUAUGUCUCUGCUAGAUGCAGACAUACAUUCUGCUCACCCCAGUGUCAUCAUUGAUGCUGAUGCUAUGUUUUCAGAAGACAUUAGCUACUUCGGUUACCCAUCAUUCCGACGGUCUUCACUCUCCCGGCUUGGGUCUUCAAGAGUUCUCCUUCUUCCCUUAGAGAGAGAUUCUGAGCUGUUGCGUGAACGUGAGUCUGUGUUACGUUUACGUGAGAGAAGGUGGCUUGAUGGAGCCUCGUUUGAGACCGAAAGGGGCUCUACCAGCAAAGAAGGAGAAUCAAAUGUGGAUAAGAAAAAUACUCCUGUGCAGAGUCCUGUAUCUCUUGGAGAGGAACUGCAGUGGUGGCCUGACAAGGAGGGUACCAAGUUUAUUUUUAUCGGAGCUCUGUAUUCAGAACUGGUAGCAGUAAGCAGUAAAGGCGAAUUAUACCAGUGGAAGUGGUGUGAUACAGAACCGUAUAGAAAUACACAGAACCCUUCUUUACAUCAUCCCAGAACUGCUUUCUUAGGACUUGCCAGUGAAAAGAUUACUCUGUUAUCGGCAAACAGUAUCAGGGCAACUGUAGCAACUGAAAGCAACAAGGUUGCGACAUGGGUUGAUGAGACUUUGAGCUCAGUAGCUUCCAAGCUUGAGCAUAAUGCCCAGAUGUUUUCAGAAUUACAGGGAGACCGCAUCACAUCACUGCACUGCUGUGCACUUUAUACAUGUGCCCGGUUGGAGAACAGUCUGUACUGGUGGGGAGUGGUCCCUUUCAGUCAAAGAAAAAAAAUGCUUGAGAAGGCCAGAGCAAAGAGUAAAAAGCCAAAGUCCAGCACUGGUAUUUCUUCAAUGCCCAAUAUAACAGUUGGUACACAGGUGUGUUUGAGAAAUAAUCCCUUGUAUCAUGCUGGGGCUGUGGCAUUCUCAGUCAGUGCUGGAAUUCCAAAAGUUGGAGUGUUGUUGGAGUCUGUGUGGAAUAUGAAUGACAGUUGCAGGUUUCAACUUCGCUCACCAGAAAGCUUAAAAAUUUUGGAAAAGACCAGCAAAACUACUGAAAUCAAGACAGAGAGUAAACAAGAACCUGUGAAAACUGAGAUGGGACCACCUCCUUCUCCAGCUUCUACCUGCAGUGAUGCAUCUUCUAUAGCGAGCAGUGCAUCAUUGCCUUAUAAGCGUAGACGUUCAACUCCUGCUCCAAAAGAAGAAGAGAAAGUGAACGAAGAGCAGUGGUCCCUUCGAGAAGUUGUAUUUGUGGAAGAUGUUAAAAAUGUUCCUGUUGGAAAGGUAUUGAAAGUUGAUGGUGCGUAUGUUGCAGUGAAGUUUCCUGGUACAUCCAACAGUGUAAGCAACCAGAGCUCUACAGGCACCGAACCAGAUCCUUCCUCUCUUCUUCAAGAUUGUAGGCUCCUCAGAAUUGAUGAGCUACAGGUGGUAAAAACUGGUGGAACACCAAAGGUUCCAGACUGUUUCCAAAGGACUCCUAAAAAACUUUGUAUCCCUGAAAAAGCAGAAAUCUUAGCAGUGAAUGUGGACUCAAAGGGCAUACAUGCUGUAUUGAAGACAGGGAACUGGGUUCGGUAUUGUAUUUUUGAUCUUGCAACGGGAAAAGCUGAACAAGAGAACAAUUUUCCAACAAGCAGUAUUGCUUUUCUGGGCCAGAAUGAACAUAAUGUUGCUAUUUUUACUGCUGGACAGGAAUCUCCUGUUAUUUUGAGAGAUGGUAAUGGCACUAUCUACCCAAUGGCUAAAGACUGCAUGGGAGGUAUACGAGAUCCUGACUGGCUAGAUUUGCCACCUGUUUCUAGUCUUGGAAUAGGAGUCCAUUCUUUAUCUAACCUUCCUGCUAACUCAACUGUAAAGAAAAAGGCUGCAGUGAUCAUAAUGGCUGUAGAGAAGCAGACAUUAAUGCAGAACAUUCUACGUGGUGAUUAUGAGGCAUGUCGACAGUGUCUAUCAAACCUCGAGCAAGCAGCAUUGCUGGAGCAGAAUUUCCAAGGUUUGCACACAUUCCUUUCCAACCGAUGUGAUGGAAAUCGAAAUAUCAUGCAUACAUGUGUUUCUGUAUGUGUUCCAACUAGCAAUAAAGAAACAAAAGAAGAAGAAGAAGCAGAACGUUCUGAGAGGAACACAUUUGCAGAAAGGCUGUCUGCAGUUGAGGCCAUAGCCAAUGCAAUUUCUGUGGUAUCUAAUAACAGUUCAGGAAACAGAACAGGAUCAUCAAGUAGCAGAAGUUUGAGGUUACGCGAGAUGAUGCGUCGAUCUUUACGAGCUGCUGGGUUAGGUCGGCAUGAGACUGGAACGUCAUCAAGUGACCACCAAGAUCCUGUCUCUCCUCCCAUUGCACCACCAAGUUGGGUACCUGAUCCUCCUGCCAUCGAUCCUGAUGGUGACAUUGAUUUUAUCCUGGCCCCCGCUGUGGGGUCUCUUACCACAGCAGCGACUGGCACUGGCCAAGGACCUGUUACCGCCACUAUCCCAGGUCCCUCAUCUGAACAGUCUCUUCUGGAAUCAAAAGAUCGGAGGGCAAAUGCUCAUUUGAUACUGAAGUUGCUGUGUGAUAGUACAGUUUUACUGCCUUAUCUUCGAGAACUGUUGUCUGCAAAAGAUGCAAGAGGAAUGACACCUUUUAUGUCUGCUGUCAGUGGAAGAGCAUAUCCUGCUGCUAUUACUAUAUUGGAAACUGCACAGAAGCUGGCCAAAGUUGAUCCCGUUAACGAAAAGGAGGAAGAAGUGUUUAUGAGCAUGGUUUGCCCACCUGGGACAAAUCCAGAUGACUCUCCUCUGUAUGUCCUUUGUUGUAAUGAUACAUGCAGCUUUACAUGGACUGGAGCAGAGCACAUUAAUCAGGAUAUUUUUGAAUGUCGAACAUGUGGUUUGUUAGAAUCUUUGUGUUGUUGCACAGAGUGUGCAAGGGUGUGCCAUAAGGGCCAUGACUGCAAGCUUAAACGCACAUCUCCAACUGCCUACUGUGACUGCUGGGAAAAAUGUAAAUGUAAAACAUUAAUUGCUGGACAGAAAUCAGCACGCCUUGAUCUUCUGUAUCGCCUUCUGACUACUACAAACCUUGUGACUAUGCCAAAUAGCAGGGGUGAACACCUUCUUCUGUUCUUAGUUCAGACUGUUGCAAGGCAGACUGUUGAACAUUGCCAGUAUCGCCCACCAAGAAUUCGAGAGGAUAGGAAUCGCAAAGCACCAAGUACUGAAGAAGCUGAUAUGCCUGAUCAUGAUUUGGAACCUCCACGGUUUGCUCAGCUUGCAUUAGAGCGUGUUCUUCAGGACUGGAAUGCCUUAAAAUCAAUGAUCAUGUUUGGGUCACAAGAAAAUAAAGAUCCCCUUAGUGCAAGUAGUAGAAUUGGCCAUCUUCUUCCUGAAGAACAAGUUUAUCUUAGUCAGCAAAGUGGAACAAUUCGGUUAGAUUGUUUCACACACUGCCUGAUUGUGAAAUGUACAGCUGACAUCUUGCUUCUAGACACAUUACUUGGAACCCUAGUAAAAGAACUUCAGAAUAAAUAUACACAGGGACGCAGAGAAGAAGCAGUUGCAGUAACCAUGAGAUUCCUACGCUCUGUAGCAAGAGUUUUUGUAAUUCUUAGUGUUGAAAUGGCAUCUUCAAAAAAGAAAAACAAUUUCAUUCCUCAGCCAAUUGGAAAAUGUAAGCGUGUGUUUCAAGCAUUACUUCCUUAUGCAGUGGAAGAGCUGUGUAAUGUAGCUGAGUCAUUGAUUGUCCCUGUCAGAAUGGGCAUUGCUCGUCCAACUGCGCCAUUUACAUUAGCCAGCACUAGUAUUGAUGCCAUGCAAGGCAGUGAAGAGCUGUUUUCUGUGGAACCACUUCCACCCAGACCAUCUUCAGAUCAGUCCAGCAAUUCCAGUCAGUCCCAGUCAUCGUACAUCAUUAGAAAUCCUCAGCAGAGAAGGAUCAGCCAAUCUCAGCCUGUUCGAGGUAGAGAUGAGGAGCAUGAUGACAUAGUAUCAGCUGAUGUUGAAGAGGUUGAAGUUGUUGAAGGAGUAGCUGUGGAAGAGGAUCAUCAUGAUGAGCAAGAAGAACAAGGAGAAGAAAACACCGAAACAGAAGGCCAGCAUGAUGAGCACGAUGAAGAUGGAAGUGACAUGGAAUUGGAUCUCUUGGCAGCUGCGGAAACUGAAAGUGACAGUGAGAGUAACCAUAGUAACCAGGAUAAUGCCAGUGGACGUAGAAGUGUUGUUACAGCUGCUACUGCUGGAUCAGAAGCAGGUGCUAGCAGUGUUCCAGCUUUUUUCUCUGAGGACGAUUCUCAGUCAAAUGACUCCAGUGAUUCUGACAGCAGCAGUAGUCAAAGUGAUGAUGUGGAACAGGAGGCCUUCAUGUUAGAUGAACCACUAGAAAGAACAACAAACAGUUCUCAUGCAAACAGUGCAGCCCAAGCACCUCGAUCGAUGCAGUGGGCUGUACGUAAUACUCAGAAUCAGAGGACAACAAAUACCACUUCUCCUAGCAGCUCUGCCCCAUCAGCAAGUUCGGCUGGCUUGAUUUACAUUGAUCCUUCAAAUCUGCGGAGAAGUGGUGCCAUCAACACAAGUGCUGCGGCUGCAGCUGCUGCUCUUGAGGCUAGUAAUGCUAGCAGUUAUCUGACCUCUGCAAGCAGUCUGGCAAGAGCUUAUAGUAUAGUCAUCAGGCAGAUUUCUGACUUAAUGGGUUUAAUUCCCAAGUAUAAUCAUUUGGUAUACUCACAGAUUCCAGCUGCAGUCAAGUUGACAUACCAGGAUGCAGUUAAUCUACAGAACUAUGUUGAAGAAAAGCUUAUCCCAACUUGGAACUGGAUGGUUAGUAUAAUGGACUCUACUGAAGCUCAGCUACGAUACGGUUCAGCCUUGGCAUCUGCUGGUGAUCCUGGUCAUCCUAGUCAUCCACUCCAUGUGUCACAGAACUCAAACAGAAGGGAAAGGGUGCUAACUCGUGAAGAAGCUAGUAUGAGAGCACUUGAAGGAAGAAGACGUGCAACAUUGAUGAAUGCGCGCCAAGGAAUGAUGUCAGCACGAGGUGACUUCUUGAAUUAUGCCCUUUCCUUGAUGCGCUCUCAUAAUGAUGAGCAUUCUGAUGUUCUUCCAGUUUUGGAUGUCUGCUCAUUAAAGCAUGUAGCUUAUGUUUUUCAAGCUCUUAUUUAUUGGAUUAAAGCCAUGAAUCAGCAAACAAGUUUAGACACACCUCAGCUGGAGCGUAAAAGAGCACGAGACCUUUUGGAAAUUGGCCUUGAUAAUGAAGAUUCAGAACAUGAAAAUGAUGAGGACACAAAUCAAAGUUCAGCUCUCAAUGAUAAAGAUGAUGACUCCCUUCCUUCUGAGACUGGACAAAAUCACCCAUUCUUCCGAAGAUCUGACUCCAUGACAUUCCUAGGGUGCAUUCCUCCUAACCCAUUUGAAGUUCAGCUAGCAGAUGCAAUUCCACUAGCUGACCAGCCUCAUCUUUUGCAACCAAAUGCUAGGAAAGAAGAUUUAUUUGGACGUCCUAGUCAAGGUCUGUACUCCUCACCUUCAAACAGUGGAAAAAUCUUGAUGGAAGUGACAGUGGACAGAAAUUGCUUAGAAGUAUUGCCUACCAAAAUGUCAUAUGCUGCCAAUUUGAAGACUGUCAUGGGUAUGCAGAAUCGUCAGAAUAAAGAAAGAGAAGAACAAAACUUAACAGAAGAAGAGCAGGAUUCUGCAAAACCAGGGCCUUCUCAUGACCUUGCAGCACAACUGAAGAGCAGCCUGCUAGCUGAAAUAGGAUUAACUGAAAGCGAGGGCCCCCCACUUACAUCCUUCAGGCCACAGUGUAGUUUUAUGGGAAUGGUCAUUUCUCAUGAUAUGCUACUAGGGAGAUGGCGACUUUCAUUAGAACUUUUUGGAAGAGUUUUUAUGGAAGAUGUGGGAGCUGAACCUGGAUCAAUUUUGACUGAAUUAGGUGGAUUUGAAGUGAAAGAAUCCAAGUUCCGAAGGGAAAUGGAAAAACUCAGAAAUCAGCAAUCAAGAGAUUUGGCAAUUGAGGUUGACAGAGAUCGAGACCUGUUAAUUCAACAGACAAUGAGACAACUGAACAACCACUUUGGUCGCAGAUGUGCUACAACCCCAAUGGCAGUGCACAGAGUAAAAGUUACUUUUAAAGACGAACCAGGGGAGGGCAGUGGUGUAGCACGAAGUUUUUACACUGCUGUUGCUCAGGCAUUUUUAUCAAAUGAAAAACUGCCUAACUUGGACUGUAUUCAGAAUGCCAGUAAAGGAACUCACACGAGUUUAAUGCAGAGAUUGAGGAACAGAGGAGAGCGUGAUCGUGAAAGAGAACGAGAAAGGGAAAUGAGGAGAAGCAGUGGGUUACGUGCUGGGUCUCGUAGAGAUAGAGACAGGGAUUUCAGAAGACAGCUUUCAAUUGAUACACGGCCUUUUCGGCCAGCUGCUGAAGGAAAUCCCAGUGAUGAUCCUGACCCUUUACCUGCACAUAGACAAGCACUUGGAGAAAGACUGUACCCACGUGUUCAAGCCAUGCAGCCAGCCUUUGCAAGCAAGAUCACAGGGAUGCUGCUUGAAUUGUCCCCUGCACAGUUGUUACUGUUACUAGCCAGUGAAGAUUCAUUAAGAGCAAGAGUAGAUGAGGCUGUAGAACUCAUUAUAACCCAUGGACGGGAAAAUGGUGCGGACAGUAUUCUGGACUUGGGUAUGCUAGAUUCAUCAGAUAAAUCACAGCAAGAAAGCAGAAAACGCCAUGGCUCAAAUCGAAGUGUAGUUGAUAUGGAGUUGGAUGACACAGAUGAUGGAGAUGAUAAUGCACCACUUUUCUACCAGCCUGGAAAAAGGGGAUUUUAUUCACCAAGGCCAGGAAAAAAUACAGAGGCAAGACUUAACUGCUUUAAGAACAUUGGCAGGAUAUUGGGGUUGUGUCUGCUUCAGAAUGAACUAUGCCCGAUAACAUUAAACAGGCAUGUUAUCAAAGUGCUACUUGGCAGAAAGGUUAACUGGCAUGAUUUUGCAUUCUUCGAUCCUGUGAUGUAUGAGAGUUUACGGCAGCUGAUAAUUGCUUCCCAAAGUGCAGAUGCAGAAGCAGUGUUUGCAGCAAUGGACCUUGCAUUUGCUAUUGACCUUUGCAAAGAAGAAGGAGGCGGUCAGGUUGAGCUUAUUCCAGGUGGUGUAAAUAUACCAGUCACACCUCAAAAUGUAUAUGAGUAUGUCCGAAGGUAUGCUGAACACAGAAUGUUGGUGGUUGCUGAACAGCCUCUCCACGCAAUGCGAAAAGGGAUGCUAGAUGUGCUUCCGAAGAACUGUUUAGAAGAUUUGACAGCAGAGGAUUUUCGACUUUUAGUAAAUGGCUGUGGGGAAGUUAAUGUUCAAAUGCUUAUCAGCUUUACAUCCUUUAAUGAUGAAUCAGGGGAAAAUGCUGAAAAACUUCUUCAGUUCAAACGCUGGUUCUGGUCCAUAGUUGAGAAAAUGAGCAUGACAGAAAGACAAGAUCUGGUGUACUUCUGGACAUCAAGUCCAUCAUUACCUGCUAGCGAAGAAGGAUUUCAGCCUAUGCCGUCUAUUACUAUAAGACCACCAGAUGACCAGCACUUGCCUACUGCGAAUACUUGUAUAUCUCGUCUUUAUGUCCCACUGUAUUCUUCUAAACAGAUUCUAAAACAAAAAUUACUACUUGCUAUUAAGACCAAGAACUUUGGUUUUGUGUAAAGCUGAAAAUGUGUAUGUUGUGUAAUAAUACUAGCUACAUUUUUGUAGAUUUUUUCAUUUGUCUAUUAAAACAAAAUUUAUUAAAUGGCAAAUUGUCAUGUCCCAGAGGUUCUUAACUGAUAAAGUGUAAACAUUCCUAUAUUGUAUUUAUAAUAGUCCAAGCCUUUAACAGAUUACCACAUCACUGUAACUAUUUAGUCAGUAACUUGGCCUAACCCAGCCAAAGAUGACAGAGGAAAAUAUGAUUUACACUGUGAUUAUAUGGGAGGGUGGGGAGUUGGAGUGGCUGGGGACUAAAUACUGUAAAGCGUUUCUGAAACUUCACUGCUGCCUUUGUGGAAUUUCUUUCAUCAAAGGUUCUUGUAUAGAGGGAUUAUGGAAUGUAAGAAUAAAAUUUAUGGAUCCUC